This is a messenger RNA of Branchiostoma belcheri (Belcher's lancelet), 1236 nucleotides long. RefSeq names its product phosphatidate phosphatase LPIN2-like. Lineage: Eukaryota; Metazoa; Chordata; Leptocardii; Amphioxiformes; Branchiostomatidae. The record is from RefSeq and is a predicted model, not a curated record. The transcript has 2 exons. Bases 195 to 458 code for a protein of 87 amino acids.
CCACGCCUUGAUGUCUCAUGUAGACAGACGACCUCACGUUGUGGAAAAACACUGAAGAAUAGCGGAUAAAACAGAUCCGACGGAGACCUCUACCUCAACUCAUCGGGACCACCUGUACCAGCGACCCGCCCGAGCACUGUAGGCAUUCCACGGUAUUACCAGGAGAACGAGAGGGCGGUGACGGGAAACCAGCUAUGCAUCCUAUGGAUCAAGUGGAUUUUUCAGGGCUGUUGAACUCCUUCGGGAGAAGCCCGUCCUGGGAGAAGAUCGCCGAGACGUCCUCGGGGCUGCAGGAGGACUUCACCGACUUCAACUUCUGGCGAGCGCCGCUGCCUCUUCUGUCCGAGGACGACAUCAACACGGUGGAUCCGGUACCCGAGUUUAACGACUUCAACUUCUGGAGAGAACCCAUACCGGACAUCGAUCUCAGUAUGGACAUGCUAGAGCUAAUAAUAUAAUGUGGAGUACAGUUGUGUUUUUGUUUCACUUCAACACUUUUGGAUCCAGUACCCGAGUUUAACAACUUCAACUUCUGGAGAGAACCCAUACCGGACAUCGAUCUCAGUAUGGACAUGCUAGAGCUAAUAAUAUAAUGUGGAGUACAGUUGCGUUUCUAUUUUUUUUUUAAUUUUUUGCAGCAUCGUGUUUGACAGAAUUACCUUGUAAAGUGUACAUUGUAAAGGAUAUACUGACUUAUUUGGUCAUUCAACGCUGAAUACGACUACACUUUCAUCUUGGAAGUCCCUCUGUGUUGGUCAUUAUGAAACAAAUUUGAACUGCACUUUCCAACGACUACAGUAACAUUGUGUUACAUCACACACCCUACCUCCAUGCCGAAUGACAGGUCAUUUGGAAAAUAAUUUAAAAAAAACGGCAGAUAGAAUGGCAGGAGAAGAAGGGGAGGAAACACAGGGAGAACAGUAAAAUAGGGAUGUGAAAUAUAAAGGCAGAAUUCGACACAAAUUACCAAUUUUCAAACCCUUCUAUGGUCAAUAUUGUAUGUUCACAAUGUUAAAUAAGUACAUUUUCUAUUGUUAGCUACAGGUAACUGCAAUAUUUUGAUGUAAAUGUUUUUGUAGUGUGCUAGAACGUCCCAACUCAAUGUUCAUAAUGUACCAGAAUUGUAAACUGAAUAGACACGUGUAUCGUUACAUGUUUAUAAUGCUCAAUGUGAUGAAAUGACAUUUUGCAAUCUGAUGUUGCUUUGGUGCUAUUUUGAAUAAACAUUGCAAUUAA